This is a messenger RNA of Vicia villosa (hairy vetch), 993 nucleotides long. Its product is annotated as heterodimeric geranylgeranyl pyrophosphate synthase small subunit, chloroplastic-like. The transcript has a single exon. The record is from RefSeq and is a predicted model, not a curated record. The coding region runs from base 75 to 968 and encodes 297 amino acids. Gene Ontology annotation, biological process: isoprenoid biosynthetic process. NCBI's taxonomy places the organism in Eukaryota, Viridiplantae, Streptophyta, Magnoliopsida, Fabales, Fabaceae. Gene Ontology annotation, molecular function: prenyltransferase activity.
UAUAAAUAUUAGUACAGUAUAACUAAGGAUCCAUCUCAAUCAUCUCCUUUCUCUCUCUUCUUCUUCGUCCUUCCAUGGCUACUAUCACUUCCCACCUCCCCAAUGUCAAAUCCAUUUUAUCAAAUCAACACCGUUCCCACUUACAGUUAAAGCCCACCACCGUUAGAAUGACCAUGACUACUCAACAAACUCGCAACCCACAUCUCCAUUGGGCUUCUCUACAGGCCGACAUCCAAGCCCAUCUCAAAUCCUCCAUUACAAUCAAACAACCUCUCGAGGUUUUCGAGCCCAUGCAUCACCUCAUUUUCUCUGCCCCGAAAACCACCGUGCCAGCUUUAUGCCUCGUUGCAUGUGAGCUUGUCGGCGGUCAGCGUCACCAAGCCAUAUCCGCUGCUUCAGCUUUGUUACUAAUGGAAGCAGCUACUUAUGUUCACGAGCAUCUUCCCGAGCCCAAGCCCAAGAGAAAGCCCAAACCAGUGGUGAACCAUGUUUACGGGCCUAACGUGGAGCUUCUAACUGGCGAUGGAAUAGUCCCGUUUGGAUUUGAACUGUUAGCUAGAUCCGACGGUGGAGAAAAUUCGGAGCGGAUCUUGCGGGUAAUGGUUGAGAUCUCAAGGGCUGUGGGUUCACGAGGAGUGAUAGAUGCACAGUACAGGAAAACAAUGGAUACUAGAUCCGACGGUGAGGAGAUAUGCCACGUUGAAGAAAUCAGGCGCAUGGUGGAGAAAUAUGAAGGUGGGUUGCAUUCGUGUGGGGCAGUAUGUGGAGGGGUGUUGGGUGGGGGAAGUGAAGAGGAAAUUGAGAGAUUGAGGAAAUUUGGGUUUUAUGUUGGAAUGAUUCAAGGAAUGGCACAAAGGGGAUUCAAUGAAAGUAAAGAAGUGGAUGAGGCAAGAAAUUUAGCACUACAAGAAUUGAAGUUUUUCAAAGAUAAAGAAGUUGAUACAAUUAAAGUUUUAUUGAAUAUUUAAUUAUUUUUUUUUGGUAAAAAAAUGG